Phasianus colchicus (ring-necked pheasant) is the source of this 3274-nucleotide messenger RNA. It is a transcript of the gene SLC9A8, whose product is annotated as solute carrier family 9 member A8. Gene Ontology annotation, molecular function: sodium:proton antiporter activity; potassium:proton antiporter activity. Gene Ontology annotation, cellular component: membrane. The record is from RefSeq and is a predicted model, not a curated record. Gene Ontology annotation, biological process: regulation of intracellular pH; potassium ion transmembrane transport; sodium ion transport. NCBI's taxonomy places the organism in Eukaryota, Metazoa, Chordata, Aves, Galliformes, Phasianidae.
AGGGGUUGGAGAUUCGUGAUCCUUGAGAUCCCUUCCAACCCAGGCCAUUCUGUGAUUCUGCGAUACGACUCAGCUCUUGCUGAGCAGUGCACUCUGAGGCAAGGACCUCCCAGCUUCUCACACUGCAGUGCAGUGGGGGGCUGCUGGGGCAUGUGGAGCCGUGGCCACAUAGCUAGGAUAGCUGAUCCCAACUUUCCAAAAGGAUGUCCCACAUAUUAUGGCGUCACACUGAAGAAUAAAGGGGGGCCGGCUGUGGGAACUGCCCCGCUCAGGGACCAGCUGGGCACUGGUCAGCAGGUGGCGAGCAAUUGCGAUGCCAGGGCCCGCGGCUGAAGUACAAGGGGCCCUGCAAGAUGGCGACGGAGGGCCGAGGCGCCACAGGGUCGUGGCAGCACAGCGCCGAGUUCACCGCCAGCCCCGCGAGACACGGGGACACCGAAGCGCUCCGCACGCAAGUGACCUCACCGCGCAGCUCAGGGCGUCGCAGCGUCGCUACGCAACAGCCCGCGCACCCACCCUCCCUAUCACGUGAUACUCCCCUCCCCGGAUAGGCAGCUGCCCCAUGCGCACGCUUAUCUCCACGGUUCACUUCCUUUCCUACCAUAGAGUUCGGAGGGAUGCUAGCUAGUCAGUGUGUCGGCGAGAAUCCCGGAAGUGGCUGCGUUUGGGGCGGCUCCUCGCGAGGGUGGUUUAAGGCGGCGGGCGGCAAGAUGGCGGAGUUUGCCAACGCAACCCACGAGGUCGUCAAUGUCACCCUCCGCACCACUCUGGCUGCUACCACCAAGCUGGUGAUGCCUACACCUGCCAAACCCAUUCUUCCUGUUCAGACUGGAGUCCAGGCACAGCAAGAGGAGCAAUCCAGUGGCAUGACCAUUUUUUUUAGUCUUCUCGUAUUAGCUAUCUGCAUCAUAUUGGUGCACUUACUGAUAAAAUACCGACUUCAUUUUUUACCAGAAAGUGUAGCUGUUGUUUCCUUAGGUAUCCUUAUGGGAGCUUUUAUAAAAAUCAUAGAGGCUCAGAAGCUGGCCAACUGGAAGGAGGAAGAAAUGUUUCGUCCAAAUAUGUUUUUUCUGCUUUUGCUUCCACCUAUUAUAUUUGAAUCUGGAUAUUCAUUGCACAAGGGCAAUUUUUUUCAGAACAUAGGCUCCAUCACACUAUUUUCUGUAUUUGGCACAGCAAUAUCAGCUUUCAUAGUAGGUGGAGGGAUUUAUUUCCUGGGCCAGGCUGAUGUAAUUUAUAAACUCAACAUGACAGACAGUUUUGCAUUCGGCUCUUUAAUAUCUGCAGUUGAUCCUGUGGCUACUAUUGCCAUUUUCAAUGCUCUCAAUGUGGAUCCUGUACUUAACAUGCUGGUUUUUGGAGAAAGCAUUCUCAAUGAUGCAGUCUCUAUUGUCUUGACCAACACUGCAGAAGGUUUGACAAGAGAAAACAUGUCAGAUGUAAGUGGAUGGCAAACUUUUCUACAGGCGCUGGGAUACUUUCUUAAGAUGUUCUUUGGCUCUGCAGCACUUGGAACACUUACUGGCCUUAUUUCUGCAUUAGUGCUAAAGCACAUUGAUUUAAGAAAGACUCCCUCUCUAGAGUUUGGGAUGAUGAUUAUCUUUGCUUAUCUUCCUUAUGGACUUGCAGAAGGUAUCUCACUCUCAGGUAUCAUGGCAAUCCUGUUCUCUGGCAUCGUGAUGUCCCACUAUACACACCAUAACCUCUCCCCUGUUACACAGAUAUUAAUGCAGCAGACACUGAGAACCGUUGCUUUCAUGUGUGAAACGUGUGUUUUUGCAUUUCUUGGCCUGUCUAUUUUUAGUUUUCCUCACAAGUUUGAGAUGUCCUUCGUCAUCUGGUGCAUAGUACUUGUUCUAUUUGGUAGAGCAGUGAAUAUUUUCCCCCUUUCCUACCUACUCAACUUUUUCCGUGAUCAUAAAAUCACCCCUAAAAUGAUGUUUAUCAUGUGGUUUAGUGGUUUACGUGGUGCAAUUCCCUAUGCACUCAGCCUCCAUUUGGGCUUGGAACCAAUAGAGAAGCGUCAGCUCAUUGGAACAACUACAAUCAUCAUAGUGCUGUUCACAGUUUUGCUGCUGGGAGGAGGAACUAUGCCCCUUAUCAGACUGAUUGACAUUGAAGACUCCAAAGCACGCAAGAGGAACAAAAAAGACAUUAAUCUUAGCAAGACAGAGAAAAUGGGAAAUACCAUAGAAUCCGAGCAUUUAUCAGAGCUCACAGAGGAGGAAUAUGAAGCCCAGUACAUAAAACGCCAGGACCUCAAAGGGUUUAUGUGGCUUGAUGCUAAGUAUUUGAAUCCUUUCUUCACCAGAAGACUCACACAAGAAGACUUGCAUCAUGGGCGCAUACAGAUGAAAACUCUCACAAACAAAUGGUAUGAAGAGGUACGACAAGGACCCUCGGGCUCUGAAGAUGAUGAGCAAGAGCUGUUGUAGCAGACCAGGGAAGAAGCGUAGGGAGUUUAUCAUUAUACUUUAGAAAGUGAAUUUAAGUAUCAAGCGUGUAACUGCACAAAAGCUUCUGAUUUUGGGCAUAUCUUGUUCUGUAUGUUUAAACAUCAAAAAGCAGAUCUACUUUGCUUGAUAUUAUUAGUCAGUGACUGAGCCACUUAAGUGUCAGACUCUGGACUGAAUGAAGAACUUUCCAGCUUUUACAUCACAGCAAAUUUAAUGCAGCCUGUGGAAGCAUCUGCCAUGAAAUUGUUUAAUUGUUUUUGGUUUUUUUGUUUAAUUUUAAUUGUUGUUUAAUGUGGGUCCUAUUAUAAAGCCUGCUGUGAAUGUUUGAAGUACAGAGCCAUCAUAUGACUGCAAAAUAGGGUGAGUUGCAGCUUUUUUUUUUUUUCUUUUAAAAUAUGUACCGAUUCACAUGGAGAGGCUUGACAGUUUAAACUAUGACUUUUGUUUCAGCACUAGUAAGGGAGUCUGGCUGGGAUAAAUCCAUGAUUUAUGAGACUUACAGGAUCAAAGAAUGAUUUGGGUUUGAAGAGACCUUAGAGAUCAUCCAGUUCCAACCGCCUCUGCCUUGGGGGUAUUGAAGUCCACAGACUUGCACGUUUUGAAUCCACAGAAGAUCAUUGCCUUGACAAAUAGCAGAUGCUGCACACAAAGAACCUCUUAAUACCUCCAUAUUUUUGUCAUAUAAAAUUGUCUUGGGAUAUUUAAUGGGAUGGAUGUUUUAUUUUUAUAUUCUGAGAUGUUGUCCUAAUCAGUGCUGUGGGUUAGACAUGACUUGCAAGAGGUGGGGAUCCGUUUGACAUUAAAACUGCAAUUUCAAA